Messenger RNA from Talaromyces stipitatus ATCC 10500, 978 nucleotides. Its product is annotated as 3-demethylubiquinone-9 3-methyltransferase. NCBI's taxonomy places the organism in Eukaryota, Fungi, Ascomycota, Eurotiomycetes, Eurotiales, Trichocomaceae. Gene Ontology annotation, molecular function: 2-methoxy-6-polyprenyl-1,4-benzoquinol methyltransferase activity. The record is from RefSeq and is a predicted model, not a curated record. The transcript has 2 exons. Gene Ontology annotation, biological process: ubiquinone biosynthetic process. The coding region runs from base 1 to 978 and encodes 325 amino acids.
AUGUUACAUAUCAACUACUUUCUACCCGCCGCUGCGGCUGCAACGCGCAGACUGGCAGGUAGCUCAAUAAGAAGCAGCGCCUAUACACAGACACAGAUAUUGCGACACCAUUUCUCAUCAUCUGUAUCUGCUGAUGAACUGUCACAUUUCUCCGGACUCGCCAGCAGCUGGUGGGACCCAAUGGGCCCAUCACGAGUUCUACACUUGAUGAAUCCCACACGACACGAUUUCAUCGCAUCUUGUCUCACAGAAUCUGAGCCACAGGCGAACAACCGUCAAGGCUGCGGAGGCGGCAUAUUCGCCGAAUCGCUUGCUCGAACUCUUUGCUCGAGGAAUUCCGGCACGGAAGCAUUACAUCCGCGCACAAAAGCCGGCUCAAUCGUUGCCAUUGACCCUUCGACUAGUCUGAUCAAAAUAGCUCGGGACCACGCGAGCAAUGAUCCCGCGGUAUUUGAGCAUCUACGGAGCGGCGCAUUCAGAUAUGAGAAUACUACGAUUGAAUCUUUAUCUUCUUCGGUGGCGACUACACAACAACGCCAGGACGAUAAACUAUUUGAUGUCAUCACGCUCUUCGAGGUGAUUGAACAUGUCGACCCUCACACUUCUUCAUCCUUUCUCACCCAUUGCCUCAAACUCCUCAACCCCGGCGGAUGGCUAAUCGGCUCAACAAUCGCACGUACCAUCCCAUCAUUCAUAGUUAACAAAAUGGUCGCCGAAGCACCCUGGCCCAUCGGCGUGGUACCCUGGGGUACCCACGAAUGGAGCAAAUUCGUGAAUGCAAAUGAGCUCCGCGGAUGGGUUGAGGAAGGUUUGAUGAGGGCGGCGGAUGGUGCGGCUCAUCGGGCUGGUAGUGAGGCGUUACAAGGCAUGAAAUGGAAAGUUGCUGGAGUGGUCUAUGUGCCUGGUUUGGGGUGGAACAUGGUUGAUGGAGGUGAGGAUUGGGGGAAUUACUUUUGGGCUGUUCAGAAGCGUGUAUAA